Dermochelys coriacea (leatherback sea turtle) is the source of this 2180-nucleotide messenger RNA. RefSeq names its product tyrosine-protein phosphatase non-receptor type substrate 1-like. The coding region runs from base 365 to 1837 and encodes 490 amino acids. Lineage: Eukaryota; Metazoa; Chordata; Testudines; Dermochelyidae. The transcript is spliced from 9 exons. The record is from RefSeq and is a predicted model, not a curated record. Gene Ontology annotation, biological process: positive regulation of natural killer cell mediated cytotoxicity; immune response-activating cell surface receptor signaling pathway; natural killer cell activation.
GGGUCCUGUCUGCUCGACAGUCCCCGUCUGCAACUCCUAGGGCGGCUCCCAGCCUGCGGAGAGCAUGGGGCGGCUGCUGGCCCCUAGCAUCAUCUGCUUCUUCGUCUUCUUCGUCCCCUUGAUAGCAGCUGGUCUCGGGGUUCAGCAGCUGCCCCCUAUGGCGAGUGUCCUGGCCGGGGGCAGCGUCACCCUGAGCUGCACCUUCCGCAGCCGCAACCAGACCGGGACACAAGUCACCUGAGCCAGGGGCUCCUGGGAGGCCAUCGUGCUGGACCCCGCCCACCCCUUCUACCAGGGGCGGCUGGCCGAGAGCCGGCGGGACUAGCAGGGCCGGGCGGAGGCCACGGUGACUCUGUCGGAGCUGAUGGAGAGGGACUCAGAUCUCUACCACUGCUACAUCACCCACCUGCAGGGCGAGCAGGCGAAGGGCAUGGGGACCAUCCUGACUGUGAUUGGCAGAGCUGUAGCAGAAAUUCCAGCCAGCUGCAAGAGAGCGCUGGUCCCAAAUGUCGGAGCAUCUGCCCAGAAACCAGCUGGUCUGGGAGUUUCCCAGGAGCCCAGGUCCCUCCACGUGGCAGCCAGGGAGAAUAUGACCCUGAGCUGCACCUUCCAGAACAGAGACGGCAAGAGAACCAAGGUGCUUUGGCUCAGGGGAUCCGGAGAGGAUCUGGAGCUGGAUUCUAACCACCCCUUCUACCGGAGGCGGCUCCAUGUGUCCAGGAUGGACGAGCACAGACAGGGGAAGGCGACGCUGACCCUGGCUGAGCUGCAGGAGCGGGACUCUGGCCUCUAUCACUGCUGCAUCAAACUCGACCGUGGGGAGACAGGGAUGGGAGGAGGCACCGAGCUGAGAGUGAUGCGGAGAAACCAGAGUGAGACUGCUCUCACAGUGCUUCAGAGCCCUGCUGUCCUCCGAGCAUCCCCCGGCGAGACCAUGAACAUCAGCUGCUCCUUCAAGUACAAACAGGGCAGCGUGGUCAAAGCGACGUGGACUAGAGCACCUGGGGUUUUACUGGAAUCUGACCAUCCCUUCUACAGAGGACGGCUCAUUAUGUCCGACCUGGAUCUGCUCCGGAAAGGGGAGGCCACGCUGACUCUAUCGGACCUGGAGCAGCGGGACUCUGGUCGCUAUCGGUGUCAGAUCAGCAUCCGCCAGGGAGAGAGUGGGACAGGAGUGGGCACCGACCUGCAGGUGACGGAGAGAAACCAGAGUGAUACAGAUCACGAAGGUCUCACAGUGCUUCAGAGCCCCGCUGUUCUCCAAGCAUCCCCUGGCGAGACCGUGAACCUCAGCUGCUCCUUCGAGAACAGACUGGGCAGCAUGGCCAAAGCGACGUGGACUAGAGCACCCAGAGUUGAGCUGGAUUCUGACCAUCCCUUCUAUAAGGGGCGGCUCAAUGUGUCCCACCUGGGUUUGCUCCAGAAAGGGGAGGCUACACUGAUCCUGUCGGAGCUGGAGCAGCGGGACUCUGGUCUCUAUUGGUGUCAGAUCAGCAUCCACCUGGGAGACAGUGGGACAGGAGCAGGCACCGAGCUGCGGGUGAUGGGGAGAAACCAUAGUGACACAGGUAAAGAACCUUCCCCCGUACGGUGCUUCGCCCGGGAGCUCCUGUACCAGGUCGCCAUCGCCCUGGGUCUCCUUCUCAUCAUCGGCCUGGUGGCCACCCUCCUCCUGAAGAAAUGCCAAGCAACACCCCCCUCGCAGCCCCGCCAGCGGCAGCCGAAGGGCCAUGGCAGCCAGGGGGUCGAGGGGAGCAAGAGCCUGCACUACGCAGAGAUUAAAAUCCAGACUCCAGGAUGCAGGGAACACACCUCCAACCACACCGAGCAGCGCUGAGUCCCUCCACACUUAGCACCACCUGAGUCCAUCACACUCAGAGCCACGCUGCCACGAGGGAAUUCCCCACAGGGGGAGACCCUCACAGGGAUUGAGGGACAGCAGAAGAAAAUUAUGGGCGUGAAAGUCCCUGUGAACCCCAACAAAACCCAACUAGCCCUCUCUACGGCAGGGCAUAAUCUACUAGGGCAUGGUCUUACCCUCAGGAAAUGCCUUCUCCGGGGCCUCCUGAGAUAUAACUAUAUCACGUCCCUGUGUGUUAUUUCCCUGUCCUCUCUGGAGUGAUUGCAACACCUCCCUGUGGAGCGUGACCAGCUGGGGGUAAUUAACGCAGCGUCUGGUC